AUGUUUCUUCUCUGGCUGUUUCCCUACCUAGCCGCUCUUGCAUUCCUUCUCCUUUGGCUGUUCUACGAGAACACUAAACGCUAUCCAAAAGGACCCCGUCCUUAUCCAUUCGUCGGCAACCUGCUUUCGCUAAACCUUCGCAAAAUCAAAAAGGACUUCGAUGAAUAUUCCAAGAAGUACGGUGGUGUGUUUACUGUAUGGCUGCCGAAACCUUACGUUGUCAUCACCAAACACGAACUUGUGAAGGAAGCUUUUUCCAAGAAA
Messenger RNA from Ostertagia ostertagi, 264 nucleotides. The record is from the annotation of a GenBank genome assembly. Lineage: Eukaryota; Metazoa; Nematoda; Chromadorea; Rhabditida; Trichostrongylidae.